UGCACAGUCAGUUGUCCUGGGGGUCUUGUUUCAUUGCGGAUUCUGAUUCAGUAGGACUGAGGUGGGGACCCAAACUGUGCAUUUCCAACAAGCUCCCAUGUGCUGCUGAUACUUGUGGAUCCAUGGACCAUUUUCUAAGCAUCAAGGUCCUAGAAGAUAGCCAUGUUUUUCUGUCUUGAAUUGUCAGGUUGCUUUUAAAGGAUGUGUGUGGAUUAGCACAACCUUGGGGAUCACAGUCCUGUAGGUACUGUGCAUUUCAAGGGGAUUGGGGUGUCCUCAUUGACUCAGGGUACCAUGAGAUUUCAGAACUUCACGGCGGGGGGCAGGUGGAAAUCUCCUAGUAGAGGUAGAACGUUCUAGGUUUCACUGCGUCCUAGAGGAUCCUAGAGUCCUAUCUUUAAAGGGUUGGAAUGUCCUCGGGGAGUCAGAAUAUGCUUCCUAGAGCUAAGUAACGACCAGAAGCAGGGGACUGUGGGUGUCAGGGUGUCCCGACUGCUCAGGGAUUCUAAGGGUUUCCUUGAGCAAUCAGAACGUCAGCAUGUCAUGGGAAUCUCAGGGUCCUGCGGAGUCCUGAGGUCCAGGGGGAUCCGGAUGCACCUGGAAAUCAGAUGCUCUUGAGGGUCAGGGUUUUCUGAAGGUCUGGGUGACUUUGGAAGUUCACGGAGUCCUGGGGGUUUCGGGGUGACAUUUGGGGAAGGAAAGCAGAAAGAACUUGAGAACUGUGGUGUCCAGGCGACUCAUCCGAUGGUUCAGGUUGUCCUGAGGGGGUGUCCAGUGUAUUCUGAGAAUCAGGGUAUCAAGAAGGGGCCAGAACACACUUGUGUCUUUUAGUUUUUUAGUUUCCUGGAAGCAGGUCUUUGGGAAUCACCCACAUGCUGAGAUUCUAGGCAGGCCCUGCUCUGGCCCCCAUUUGCACCUCCUCACCCCCUCCUCCCAUGGGGGGUUCUGAGGAGGGGUCUCAGGAGGAAUGCAUUUUCUCCCCCUUCCCCUGCCUGCUCCCAGGAGGGGAUUUAACAGGACAAAAGAGUUUGGUCCUCUGGGAAUACGAGCUCUUGGCCCCAGUCCCUGGACCCUCCAGCAGAGCACCUCCCCGCAUCCGGCUUGUGGUCCUCCCCUAGGAAGGGGGCUCUGGUGACCAGACAAUGAUUGGAUGGGCCCACGGGGGCGAGGAGGAGGUCACUGUUCCAGGGGAGCGAGGUGGUGUGGGAUUGCAAGCUGGGGAAGUAGGCAGCUAAGAGCAAAGGGGGAGAAGGGCAUCCCAGAGAGAAGGGGCAGGGAGAGGAACGUAGAGACAAAGCCAGAGAAACGGGGUGAGGGCGAGACAGACGGACUGAGAUGAUACUCAAGCAGAGGAAUGGGGAAUUAGGAAAAAAUUAGAAAAAAGGAGCAGGAGAAAAAGAUAAAACUAUCUACACAGAGAGACGGGCUCGGAGACAGGUAUAAACAGAGGGAGAAGGAGUAAGGUAGGCACAGAGGGGAGAGAAACAGAAAGACGGUUCCAGAGUCAGGGACUCAGGGACACGGGACCGGCUGUCUGUGGUCUCUGUCAGCCAUGGAAGCGGAAGGGAGGAGUGAGCCGGGGAAGCAAAAGAAGGGGCGAGCCUGCAGCAGCCUCUGGCCCGAGAGCUGCCCGGCGGCUGGGACUCUCGCCUCCUCGGUGGAGAUGAGUGCUCGGCCCUACAGGAACCUGUCUGGUGCAGGAGCGGGGAGACCAAGGCCUUCCCCGCCAGGAGGACAGAGGGCUCGGCCGCACUCCCGGCGCCGCCACCGCACCACCUUCAGUCCAGCGCAGCUGGAACAGCUGGAGUCGGCCUUUGGGAGGAACCAGUACCCUGACAUUUGGGCCCGGGAAGGCCUCGCCCGGGACACAGGCCUCAGCGAGGCCAGAAUCCAGGUCUGGUUCCAGAACCGCAGAGCUAAGCAGAGGAAGCAAGAGCGGUCACUGCUCCAGCCACUGGCCCGUCUGUCUCCUGCCGCCUUCUCCGGUUUCUUGCCCGAGCCCCCGGCUUGCCCGUACCCCUACCCAACGCCGCCUCCACCAGUGGCCUGCUUCCCUCACCCCUACAACCAUGCCCUUCCCACUCAGCCCCCUACAGGGGGGUCCUUUGCUCGCGCCCACCAGUCUGAAGACUGGUUCCCUGCCUUGCACGCAACCCCUGCUGGUCAUCUGCCCUGCCCCCCACCCCCACCCAGGCUUCCCCUCAGCCUUGAGCCACCAAAGUCCUGGAACUAAGGGUAAACAAGUGCCGAUGAGGUAACUUCCCAGCCUCUAGCCUCGCAAAACACAGAGGAAACUGGGCGGCUUCCUUUCUUUCUGGGGGCAAAGUAGAAAGACGGUGAAGGGGCAUCUCAGACAUUGGGAAUGUUUAAAUGGGAGCUCAGGAUGAAAGCUCACUGAGGUGAUUCAUUGAGUGAAUUUAGGGAGGUGAAACUCCUUGGAAGAUACAGGUUAAAGGCCCCCAGUGGAGGUGGCCGGUGGAAGGGUGGGAAUGACGGAGGCAGUAGUUGCUGCUGGUAAACGGAAAUGGAACUUCGGGGGCUUCACUCAUGGACAUUACGAUGAAAGGUCUUCAUCCCCUGGGAUUUAAAGUCUACCUACCCAUCCAUUCCCCAUCACCCCAACUCGAACCAGCCAUUAACUUUUCUCCCUUCUCUCCUCGAAAGAGCUUUUGAAUUUCGUCCUCUCCUUUCCAUCCCAGCAGACACUUUGCUUUUUCUGGCCCCAUAUUUCCUAGUUAAUCCUCCUCCUUGGUUUCUUUAGCUCCAGUCCUUUCAACGACCAACAGACCUUGCAAAUCUGAUCAUCAUGGAAGGCUCUCCAAAUGUCUCAUAAACAAUAAAUAAAUAAUAUCUGAUUUGCUUGGCCUAUAAGAGUCUUCAGCAUUGCCGUCAACCUAACUUGUAAGUCAACUGUGUGCUUUAACACCCGUGAUUUUGUAAUCAAGCAAGAGCUCACGUGCCUGUGGCGCAGAAAGCCACACUCUGACAGCGGACUUCUGCAGUAAAGUGUUUAUGGCGGGGCACCAAGCAGUGGAGUGGGGGACAAGUCUCAGAUCCACUCCAACUUGGUCUUUGAGUUGGGGGUGUUUUUGAAGAGGAAGAGCAAAGAAGCUGGGAUUAAUCAUCCUCUUGUGACAUUUCUGAAUUGCAGUUUCUGAAAUCGGGAUGUCUCUGGCUUAUGAUUUCUGGCCAGGUGGUCCAUGGCUGGGGGAAUCUGAGAGCUCUUCUUGCCCUGGGGAAAUAACCUGAGUUUGCACAUUAAUGAUGAUAUCUCUAAUAGCAAUGCUAGUACAGCAACGAUGUUGUCAGCAACAG
This is a messenger RNA of Camelus dromedarius (Arabian camel), 3315 nucleotides long. It is a transcript of the gene PROP1, whose product is annotated as PROP paired-like homeobox 1. Gene Ontology annotation, molecular function: DNA-binding transcription factor activity, RNA polymerase II-specific; RNA polymerase II cis-regulatory region sequence-specific DNA binding. The transcript has 3 exons. Bases 1553 to 2233 code for a protein of 226 amino acids. NCBI's taxonomy places the organism in Eukaryota, Metazoa, Chordata, Mammalia, Artiodactyla, Camelidae. The record is from RefSeq and is a predicted model, not a curated record. Gene Ontology annotation, biological process: pituitary gland development; regulation of transcription by RNA polymerase II. Gene Ontology annotation, cellular component: transcription regulator complex.